Molecule: messenger RNA, 903 nt
Organism: Propithecus coquereli (Coquerel's sifaka)
Lineage: Eukaryota; Metazoa; Chordata; Mammalia; Primates; Indriidae
Gene: RNF212B
Product: ring finger protein 212B
Exons: 14
Coding region: 1-903 (300 amino acids)
Biological process (GO): homologous chromosome pairing at meiosis; reciprocal meiotic recombination; protein sumoylation
Cellular component (GO): synaptonemal complex
Molecular function (GO): SUMO transferase activity
Source: RefSeq, a predicted model, not a curated record
AUGGAUUGGUUUCACUGCAACCAGUGUUUCCGAAAAGAUGGGGCCCAUUUCUUUGUCACCAGCUGUGGCCAUAUUUUCUGUAAAAAGUGUGUGACUCUGGAAAAAUGUACUGUUUGUGGAACUGCCUGCAAGCAUCUGGCUCUUUCUGAUAAUCUAAAACCUCAGGAGAAGAUGUUCUUCAAAAGCCCUGUGGAGACAGCUUUGCAGUAUUUUAGUCAUAUCUCUCAGGUGUGGAGUUUUCAGAAGAAACAAACAAAUCUCCUCAUCGCCUUUUAUAAACAUAAAAUUACAAAGUUAGAAGCAGCCAUGCAGGAUGCACAGCAAACACUCGUCAGCCAGGACAAAGAGUUGUCAGUCUUAAGGAAGGAGAAUGGAGAACUGAAGAAAUUUCUAGCCAUCCUAAAGGAAUCUCCAAGUCGGUACCAAGGAAGCAGAUCGACCACACCUCGACCAGUGGGCAUUACUUCCCCAUCACAAUCAGUUACCCCACGACCCAGUUCCCAGCAUAGCAGCCAAGUGGUCAGUCGAUCCUCCUCAGUGGAGUCUAUGCCUUAUAGAAUGACUGGCUUUGGUAGCUUGGGACAAGGAGGCAGAGGCCUGCAAGGAAGGAACACUCCAAGAAACUCUUACACUGAAACCCCUUCACCAGCUUCAACUCACAGCCUAUCUUAUAGAUCUUCAUCUGCCUCCUCUGGACAGGGGAUUUUUUCUUUCAGACCAACCCUAAAUGGGGAUUCAGGCAACACAAGAGUCCUCACCCCCAACAAUUCUGGUCAGAGGGAGAGCAGAACCACACCAGAGAGUCUUCCUGGUUUUCAGUUACCAGUCCUGCAGACUCUCUACCAACAACAGAGGCAGAUGGGCUUAGCCCGGGGGAGUGAAGCAUGGACCACUUCCAGAUAG